This is a messenger RNA of Caenorhabditis bovis, 792 nucleotides long. NCBI's taxonomy places the organism in Eukaryota, Metazoa, Nematoda, Chromadorea, Rhabditida, Rhabditidae. The record is from the annotation of a GenBank genome assembly.
AUGUCGAAUAGGAAACGUUUGCUUAAUGACGUGGACACCGAAAUGGCAAAACGGGGUGUUUGGCUUGUAAAGGUUCCACGAUAUCUAAGUGAACUAUGGGAGGCUAAUGAAGGAAAUGUUGUUGGAAAAUUAAAAAUCGGUGAACAAGUCAAAUUUCAUACCCAACCAGGAUUGAAGCAACCAAAACCGAAAAACGAUGAGCCGGCCACAUCAGUGGAUAAAUCGUCUUCUGAAAUUCCCACCGAAUAUUCAUUUUUGCUUCAUGAUAUUAAAAAUCAAACAAUGUCAGUUUUAAGCGAAGACAAAACUACAUUGGGAAGUGAUGCAAGUGUCAAAACGGGAAAACUUGCAAUUGAAGGAAGAAUUGUGAAAAAGGCUGAGUGUCGCCCACCAGCAACCCUAAAAUACCUUCAAAUGAAACAGCAACACAUUGUAAAAAAUUUGGAGCCAAAGAAAAAAGUCAUUCUUAUUGAAAAGGCGGCUGUUAGCUAUAAGCCUGUGUCGAUUCAUGCCGAGGAUCUUGUUCGUCAAAAGCAAAAGAAGGAAGGAGCAAAAACGUUUAGAGCUGAUCGCGAUUUAUUAAGACAAGCAUUAUUUAACGCGUUUGAGAAACAUCAAUACUACAGGCUUCAUGAUCUACAACAACUUACAAAGCAGCCAAUCAAUUAUGUAAAGGAAAUUCUUCAAGAAAUCGCUGUUUAUAACACUGCCCCUCCUCAUAAGAACAUGUGGGAAUUGAAACCCGAAUAUCGCAAUUAUCAAAUUAAUUCAUCUGCUGCGCCGUCGUCGUGA